AUGAAAAGGAUUUGUUUUGUUUUAUUUUUUCUAAAAAAUGUUUCUUCGAGAUCAACUGGGAAUAAAAAAGAAAAUUACAAAAGCUUGUGUUCAGCAGAGCCCUGUUUAAACGGCGGAAAUUGCACAGAAAUCGGAUCUUCCUACACUUGCUCUUGCCCAGGAGACUUUUUCGGCGAUAAUUGCGAAAAUGACCCUUGCUCUUGGACGCCCUGUAUGAACAGCGGAACCUGCACUGUAGUCGGGUCAACUUACGAAUGUGCCUGUACAGAAGGAUAUGAAGGCGACAGAUGCGAGAUAACCCCAUGUUAUCAAGUCUACCAAUACUUCUACUCCCCUGAUGGAAACAAAGCGAUUGCUGGACCUUGCCUCAACGGCGGAAUAUGCGUCAACAACCCUCCGUCUGGCUACAUCUGCCUCUGCUGGGGCUUGGAAGGAAUCCACUGCGAGAUCACUCCCUGUACUCCAGAACCGUGCCAAAAUAACGGAACUUGUUCUUUCCCAAACUCAAAUUCUUACGAAUGCACUUGCGCUGAAGGCUACUCUGGAUUCAAUUGCCAGAUUGGCCCGUGCAAUGACGAUCCUUGUCAAAAUGGCGGAGUCUGCCAAGAAAUCGGGGCGGAAUUUGAAUGCUCUUGCGAAGGGGGAUUUACUGGAGUGACUUGCGAGAUCCCUCCGCUUUCCACAACUAUUUCGUCCACAUCGACGAUUUCGUCGACUUCAUCCUCUGUCACUUCGACUGCAGUCUCGACAACAUUGCCCGUUUUAACGACAUCAUCAGUCUUGUCGACAUCUGAAGCUCCAGUAACCUCGACAAUCGGCGCGUCGACAACGAAUUCUGCCAUUCAAACAACAACACCAUUGCUUUCGUCCACCACAAGCUCAAUACCACCUUCAUCAUCAACCUCAUCUGCUGUUUCCCAAUCCACCUCUUCCUCGCUUGCAACGACCAUCUCCUCGACGCUUCCUCCCCUCGUCGACUGGAUAAUCUGGCGACUUGGCGAUGAUUUUCCAACAGAAGUCGUCAACUCCCUCCUCGGCGCUUAUGGCUGUGCAAGUAGAGGUUUUCCGAAUGAUCCAUUUGCUCAUUCUCUAGGCUGGCCUGUGGAUGGAAUUGACAAAGUUUUGCUAAGAUGGAAGAAAUGUAUUCGCUGCGCGAUGAGCGUGGAGUUUGAUGGAAGAACGGAAGUCCCGACGUAUAUUUGGCCUGAAAGCGAAAUUUGUGAUAUGACUGGACUUGAACGAGAAAUCUGCGAGUGCGACAAACACGCGGCAACCGAACUUUUACAAUUUCAAGACGAAAAUGGAAACCUUCUCGCGACAAACUCAAAUUUCGACGAGUCCCUUUGCAUAAAAGGCCCGAACGAAGGAGAAGGGUUUGGAAGAGACGAGUUUUGCUGCAAAAAGAAACAUGGGGCCUUCCAGAUGUACAAUGCUCAAAGGAAGAGAAUUUCAAACAGGAAAAUGGUCUCGAAAGUCGACGAUUUUGAAAGAAUUCCAAGAGGAAAAAGCUUAGCGGCUGUUUUAUUCAGGAGUGAUACGAAUCCGGUUAUUCAACGAGCUCUCAGAGUUCUCGCCGAAAGCAGCGCGCGAGACAUAAAAGAGACGAAUGAGAAAGUCAUCAUCUACAAACCAACAUAUCAAUACUGCGCCGAUAACGAGCGACUGAAGUGGAAGCUCGAUCUGGCGGAAGCGCGGCUGAGGCGAAAAGAAAGGGAAUUGGUGACGUCGGAUUAUGAAGAAGAAAGAGGUCUGUUUGACGAGAAGCGGCUCAGGCGAAAGAACAAAAAAUCUGAGUCAUUGGCAGCUCUAGAAAGAAUUGAGCGCCGAUUAUCCAGCGUCGAAAAAGCUCUGCCGGAGAAAAAAUAUAUUACCCAGCUAAACACCUCUCUUGAAAAAACUCUCCCUUCAAACUUCGGAGAGCCCGUUGAGCUGGCAAAGAUCAGCACGAAUCCUCCCGGCCCGCGAGUCCAUGAGAGCAAGAUAACGAUCGUUCCAAACUACCGAUCCCGAAGCCGAGGCCGAGGCCGUUCAAGAAGCAGAAGUCGAACUCCGAAAUCUGUUCUUGAAUCUUCUGUUGAGCGACUUCGGGCGUCUUCUGAACGAUCGAGUCGGAUUUCUAGAGCAGAGUCUGAGACAAUCGCGGCGAAAAACAUCGAGAUCGGAAGUUUGAAAGAGCAAAUUCGCACGCUACAGAAUCAGAUCUCCCAAACACAGUCCACCCGCUCGAUUGCGCUCUCAUCGUCUUCCGUUUUUGUCGAUGAUGAUGGACCGCCAAUGAAAAGAAGUGAGAUCAAUUCGUCAAGUCAGACAAGUUUGAUGAAGCAUCUGGACGAAUUGCAGUAUGAAAACGAAAGUUUGAACAAUACAGUCAGAGAGCUGCGAGAUCGACUGAUGCUGCAUUCCCAAGCCGAUGAUUCGGAAAACGAAACCGAAGAGCCCGAAAUCGAAAAAUCCGAAAACUCCGCCGAGGAAAAAGCGAAAAAGCGACUUGCUGGGGAUCAUCUUACUUUUGUUACGAAAAUAUAA
Oikopleura dioica is the source of this 2526-nucleotide messenger RNA. Lineage: Eukaryota; Metazoa; Chordata; Appendicularia; Copelata; Oikopleuridae. The record is from the annotation of a GenBank genome assembly.